AUGUCCGCCCCCGACGUCGCGAAAGCGAGAACGAAGAACAAGGACAAAGACAAGGAGAAGAAAGCGAAGGGAUCCGGCGGCGGCCAGAAAUCGCAGACGGAGCGCCUCAAGACCGUCGUCCGCAGGCUGCCGCCGAACCUGCCCGAGGACAUCUUCUGGCAGAGCGUCGCGCAGUGGGUAUCGGAGGAGACGGUGACGUGGAAGACGUACUGUCCGGGCAAGUUCAAGACGCGGGCGUACAUCGCUUUCAAGGAGGAGAUGACGUUGGCGACAUUCAGCAAGGAGUACGAUGGACAUAUUUUCAGGGAUAAGGCUGGAAACGAGUCGGUAGCGGUCGUGGAAUUCGCGCCGUUUCAGAAGGUACCAAAUGAGAAGAAGAAGGCGGACAGUAGGGCGGGACUAUUGAGAAAGGAUUUCAUAUCCUUUUUGGAGUCUCUCAAAGAGGCUGCGUCCAAACCGUUCGACAUGGACACCUUGGACACUUUGAUCGCCUCGACUCAGCCUGCGCCCGCGCCCACGACCACCCCGCUUCUCGAGGCCCUCAAAGCCGAGAAAUCCGCACAACGGGACAAGGACGCUAUCCAGCGAAACCACGCGCAUUACAAGGACUCUGGCGGUCUCGGAAAGAAGGACGACAAGAAGAAGGCUGCCAAGGACAAGGCCGCCACAGCCGAGGUCGCUGCGGGCAAAAAGCCUGGCAAGAAGGCACCCGCGGGGAAGGCGCAGGCGCAUGUCCAGCCACAGGCAGGGUCAAGCAAGGACGCGGGCGCAGGAAAGGGCGCGGAGGGGAAGGGAAAGCAGCCCACCGCGAUUGCGAAGCCUCCAAAGCCCCCGAAGGAGAAGAAGGGUCCGCCACCCUCGGCCACGGCCACCGCUGCACCAUCCUCGUCUUCGGCUUCUGCUCCCACAGCAAACGCUGCUGGGCCGUCUUCCCCGGCGACAGCAGAGGCGGCGGCUGCAACACCUGCUGCUCCCCGUCGAUCGCGUCCGGUGCUUGGUAUUGCGUCGCGCCAGUUCGAGGCCGCUCUCAGUGGCGCAGGAGUCGAACGCAAAUCUCGCCGAGAGAAAGACAAGGAGAAGGAGAAGAGCAAGGAAGCGGGAGAAGCUGGCGCGGAGGCGGUUCCCACUCCCAAGGUGAAGGAGGAGAUGCCCGCUAAGGAGAAGGAAAAACGCGAACGACCGUCGAGGCAGCAACCUACAAUACUGUCGCGCGAGGUGCAAGGAGGGCUAGCACCCCCGAAGAUCCUAGCGAGAGCUGCCCCAGCAGGCGACGCUGCUACGACGACGGCCGAAGUUGCAGGGGACGGUGUAACUGCUUCCAACGCUGGCGGAGAAGGUGGCCGUGGUCGAGGUCGGGGACGAGGAAGAGGGCGUGGACGUGGGAGGGGCGCAGGCGGCGGUUGA
Messenger RNA from Epithele typhae, 1404 nucleotides. RefSeq names its product Smg-4/UPF3 family-domain-containing protein. The coding region runs from base 1 to 1404 and encodes 467 amino acids. Gene Ontology annotation, molecular function: mRNA binding. The transcript has 5 exons. Lineage: Eukaryota; Fungi; Basidiomycota; Agaricomycetes; Polyporales; Epitheliaceae. The record is from RefSeq and is a predicted model, not a curated record. Gene Ontology annotation, biological process: nuclear-transcribed mRNA catabolic process, nonsense-mediated decay; positive regulation of translation. Gene Ontology annotation, cellular component: cytoplasm; nucleolus.